AUGUCGUACCUUAUGUUGGAUCAGAAUGAUAUUGGAUUCAUAAAUGGAUCAUUAUCUCAUAUACAUAAUUUAAAGGUUCUGAAUAUUUCUGCAAAUAAACUUCAAUCUCUAUCAGGAUUGUUUCAGAAUAUGACUAAAUUAACAGUUCUAAACAUCAGUGACAAUUAUGUCCAAAAUGUCAAAGGAGACGAGUUCUACCAUACAAAUGGAAUUGAGAAAUUGGAUUUAUCUAGAAAUUUACUGCUUAAUAUACCAGCGAAGCUGUUUGUAAAUCUUGAGAUACUAACUGAACUGAGGCUGGACUCAAAUAAUAUUACUGUUAUUAGUAACAAAGCGUUUUCAAAAUGUACUAAACUUUCACAUUUGUAUUUAAGCAAAAACAGUUUAGAAAAUAUAAGUCUCUUAGAGCUGCAUUCAAACAAGUUAAUAUACCUUGACAUAACUAAUAACAAACUCACAGAACUACCGACAGGGUAUAACGAGUCCACUGGAACGUGUUACAGUUAUUUUAACUUGCAAACAUUGAAUGCGAGUAGAAACAAAAUUGAGUCGUUUCAAGCGAGGUGUUUUCAUUCACUCAGGAACUUAUCAUUGAGUUUCAACAACAUAGAACACGUCCCAGUUUUAAGUCAUCUGCCAAAGCUAAACCAAAUCGAUUUGAGGGGUAACAGAAUUGUUGACCUUGAACCUCAAAAUGUGCUUUGUUCAGAAGAAAGCUCCUUGCGAAAACUUGAUAUUGGUGACAAUAAGAUUGAAACCAUAGCCACUGGAGUUUUUGAAAAGUGUACAAAUCUUGAAAUCUUACUUCUGAACAAUAAUUACUUAAGAACAAUGGAUGCACAGUUUCCAGUAUCACUAAAGGUACUACACCUUUCUCGCAACAAAUUUAGUUGUGAAUGUGCUUUGGCAUCUUUUGUAGACUAUGUCAAGUUACUAAAAACAGAUAACAUUACAUGUUCUGUAAAUGGAAAUGACGUUGACAUUAAAUCAGCUGGUAUUAAACCCUGUGUAAGCAAUACACUUUUGCAUGUUCUUAUUGAAAGUCUGCUUCCUUUUGCAAGUUGUUUACUGCUAGCUGGAAUAAUAUCUGUGUUGAUAUUUCGGUAUCGAUAUGAAAUUGAAGUAAUAGUUUUCUAUAAAUGGAACAUACGUUUUCGUUGUUGCUGCAGAAAACGAAAGUCUGAACCUGUGAAUCAUAAGUAUGACGCCUUCGUUUGUUUUGCGGAAGAGGAUGUUAACUAUGUAAGAAGCACACUUGUCCCACUUCUUGAGCCUAAGUUUAAGUUGUGUAUUUACUACCGGGAUUGUCCAGUAGGUGAAGACAUUGCAGAAGCCAUUUUGGAUGUAAUAGAAUCUCGUAGUUCUGUCUCAAUCUUUUAUGCAGAGUCGAUGGGGGACAUUUGA
Mercenaria mercenaria is the source of this 1404-nucleotide messenger RNA. Its product is annotated as toll-like receptor 5. The record is from RefSeq and is a predicted model, not a curated record. Lineage: Eukaryota; Metazoa; Mollusca; Bivalvia; Venerida; Veneridae. Gene Ontology annotation, cellular component: extracellular matrix. Gene Ontology annotation, molecular function: protein binding. The coding region runs from base 1 to 1404 and encodes 467 amino acids. The transcript has a single exon. Gene Ontology annotation, biological process: signal transduction.